This is a messenger RNA of Branchiostoma floridae (Florida lancelet), 753 nucleotides long. RefSeq names its product histamine N-methyltransferase B-like. NCBI's taxonomy places the organism in Eukaryota, Metazoa, Chordata, Leptocardii, Amphioxiformes, Branchiostomatidae. The record is from RefSeq and is a predicted model, not a curated record. The transcript is spliced from 2 exons. Bases 21 to 620 code for a protein of 199 amino acids.
GGGCAUCUUUCCCCCUAAAAAUGUCAAACAUAAUUCUCCAGGCUAUGGCGCAACAAGACACGAUCCUCGGCGCCGUGAAGUUUGACUGGCGCCAACAGACAGCGGAAGAGUACUUCUCUGACUCUGACGGUACGAAGUUCGACCUUGCCCAUGCUGUACAAGUUUUGUACCAUGUGGACGACCACCACGUCACCUUGCAGAACAUGUGGGAACAACUGGCUGAUGGUGGCCACCUGUUUGCAUUACUUCUUUCGGACAAAAGAGGCAUGGGGAGGCUGUUCCAUGAAAUAUGGAAGUGGUUUCCGCAUGGAGACGAUCGUCUGAGGACGUCACUUCGCUCUUCUGGUGACGUCACGCGAUCGCUCGAAUCCAGCGGCAUCAGUUACGUCAUCGCUGAAGACGAGCAUGACGUCAACCUUGCCGAGUGCUACAAGGAGGAUUCGGAGGCGGGAAGACUGAUUCUCGACUUUUUGACGCAAACGUCGGACGUCUAUGCACACCCCGAGAUGAGAUCGGCAGUCUUGGAGUAUUGUCUGCGUCAUUCGUCAUCGGUUGAUGGCAAAAUUCUUUUCAAAGUAGGCAGCACGGCCAUCAUGGCCCGUAAAACUGCACAGAAUUAAAAAAGAAUACUUUCCUCGUGUUAAAAGGUCUAUCUUUUGGGGCAUUUUUCAUACAUUGCAGUCUGUCAUGAUCAACGCACCACAUAAAUUGAAACAAGAUAUUUACGCAAGGUUGAUGUUUUUAAACAGAUGU